AUUUAUGAAGCUUUAUUGAACACUACUAUGGACAUAGAUUCACUAGAAGCAGACUCACAUUUAGAUGAAGUCUGGAUCAAAGAAGUGAUAAAGAAGGCAGGAAUGAAGUUAAAAUGGAGCAAAUUAAAACAGGACAAAGUCAGAGAAAAUAAAGAUGCCGUGAGAAGGCCCCAGGCAGAUCCAGCUUUAUUAACCCCAAGGUCCCCAGUGGUAACUAUAAUGGGUCAUGUUGAUCAUGGGAAAACGACGUUACUUGACAAACUGCGAAAAACUCAAGUGGCAGCAAUGGAAGCUGGAGGCAUCACUCAGCACAUUGGUGCCUUUCUUGUCUCUCUGCCUUCUGGGGAGAAGAUAACCUUUCUCGAUACUCCAGGACAUGCUGCGUUCUCAGCGAUGAGAGCCAGGGGUGCUCAGGUCACCGACAUUAUCAUACUGGUUGUAGCUGCAGAUGAUGGAGUGAUGAAACAAACGGUAGAAUCCAUUCAGCAUGCCAAAGAUGCUCAAGUGCCUAUUGUCCUUGCCAUAAACAAAUGUGACAAAGCUGAGGCUGAUCCUGAAAAAGUGAAGAAAGAACUGCUAGCUUAUGAUGUUGUGUGUGAAGAUUACGGAGGUGAUGUACAGGCAGUGCAUGUCUCUGCACUUACGGGGGAUAACCUGAUGGCUUUGGCAGAGGCAACAAUUACUCUUGCAGAAAUAUUAGAAUUGAAAGCAGACCCCACAGGUCCAGUGGAAGGAACAGUUAUAGAAUCUUUCACAGACAAAGGAAGAGG
Myotis lucifugus (little brown bat) is the source of this 770-nucleotide messenger RNA. Its product is annotated as translation initiation factor IF-2, mitochondrial-like. The record is from RefSeq and is a predicted model, not a curated record. Lineage: Eukaryota; Metazoa; Chordata; Mammalia; Chiroptera; Vespertilionidae. The transcript is spliced from 5 exons. Gene Ontology annotation, molecular function: GTP binding; GTPase activity. The annotation marks the transcript as partial.